Molecule: messenger RNA, 3235 nt
Organism: Chilo suppressalis (striped riceborer)
Lineage: Eukaryota; Metazoa; Arthropoda; Insecta; Lepidoptera; Crambidae
Source: the annotation of a GenBank genome assembly
UUUUUUUCAUUAGGUACCUACCUACUCCCGUUCGUUUUGAUUUUGUGCAGAGUACUUUUUAUAUACGGAAAAUUUUGUGCUGCGAACCUACUGAAGUGGUGAUAAUGUUAGGUUCUCGGUGUUUUGGUUAUCUUAGAAUGGCUGAUAAAAAAUUCGAAAGUCUUAAACGUUUAAGCAACCUUACAACUGUUUUAGAAAACCCUAAAAUCGGUGAAGUAACCGAGGUUAAGGGUUGGGUGAAAAAUUUAAGAGUACAAAAGGAGCUUAUCUUUGCAGAUGUCAGCGACGGCUCAUGCGGUAAGAAGCUGCAGGUGGUUAUACCUAAACAUCUGACAAGCGACGCACUCAGCUACGGCAGUUCCGUACGUAUCGUCGGGCUGCUUUCAAAGAGUCCCAGAGGACAAAUAGAACUCCUCGCUGACACCGUAAACGUAUUAGGUAGUUGUAUUGUGUCAGAAGGAUAUCCGUUUCAGCCCAGAAAGACACACCCACCAGAAUAUGUACGCCAGUAUUUACAUUUACGCUCGAGGACUAAUUAUAUAUCAUCUAUUUUGAGGGUAAGAAAUGCGCUCACAAUGCAUAUCUAUGACUUUUUUCGUUCAAGAAACUAUUUGAAUGUACACACACCAAUACUGACUUCAAAUGACUGCGAAGGUGCCGGAGAAGUUUUUAAAGUGCAACCUGAUAGUGAUGAAACUGUAAAAGCCAUGAUGCAAGAAGGGAAAGACAGAGAUUCUGUUUAUUUUGGAUCAAACACAUUUUUGACAGUGUCGGGUCAGUUGCAUUUAGAAGCAGUCUGUAGAGGCAUGGGAAAUGUGUACACUUUAGGUCCGACAUUCAGAGCAGAAAAUUCCAGAUCUCGGCUGCAUCUUUCUGAGUUCUAUAUGUUGGAAGCAGAGCUAGCAUUUUGUGAUAGAUUAGAACAGUUGCAAGAAGUUAUUGAAGAUUUAUUUAAAUAUGUAUUUGUAAAGACGAGAGAUACCAAUGAAGGUGAUAUGUGGAUUAUAGAUAAAGAAAAUGAAGUACCAUCAUGGAGUGAUAAAAAAUUUAUUACUAUAACUUAUGAGGAAGCCAUAAAUAUAUUGAUGAAAAAAGGUUUGAAUGUAUCAGAUGAAGGAAUAAAUAAAGAACAGGAAUUGGCUAUUGUAGAUCAUUGUGGCAAAGUGCCUGUUUUUGUGGUCAGAUGGCCUAAAGAAUUAAAGUCUUUUUAUAUGAAAGAAUGUCAGCAUGAUAACACAAAGGUGGAUGCACUAGAUCUUUUGACACCUGUCACCGGAGAGGUGGUAGGUGGCAGUCUCAGAGAGGAUGAUUAUCAAAAUUUGAAGGUGAAGAUACCUUCAGAGAGAUUAAAUUGGUAUCUUGAACUAAGAAAGUAUGGCAACAUACCAACUGGAGGGUUUGGACUUGGUUUAGAGAGACUUAUGCAAGUCAUGUGUAACAUUAGCAAUAUAAAGGAUACCCUACCAUUUCCUAGGUGGCCACAUAACUGUGAUAUGUGAGCGAAUUGUAAUUGGGUGAUCUUCCAAACUUACCUAAAAGCUAUCUACCAAAGUUCACUAUUGCAUCAUCAGUGAAGUUAUGUCAUUGAGAAAAGUUUGAUAUUACAUAUAUUAUAUACUUCGAUGUUUACACUGAGACGACGCGGUGUGCGCUGUUUGGAACAGCUUUACAAAGUAGAACUUUAUUUACCCCAUAAUAAGUCUGUAGUCGACAUACUGCAGAACAUCAACAAAACCAUACAGGCUCAGCAUAUACCUUGUCUCCUUUAACCCAGACAUUGGCAGAAUCGUCACGCAAUGAGACGCAGCUGGAAUCACCAAAAUUGAAUUGAAUUAUCCCACAAAAAGACACAAAUGUGGACGCUACUGUGACUUUGUGUACUGUAAAAUGGGUUGAAAUUUUCGACUUCUUCGGAUUAGGAAGUGUGUAAUGAGAUUUAGGUUUUAAUCUACUAAAUUGUCCAAAAGAGAAAUAGAAAUAAAAUAGCGGUCAAUAUAGAUCGAUGUUUACUGUGGCAGAGUAUCAGCAAGUUUUAAUACUACACGACAGACAGACCUCCCUAGUCCAUUUUCUCUGGCGUUGAUUCAAUCGAAGUACUUACAUUGCCCAUGAUAAGGUACAAAAUCUAAAGUAAGACCACUAGGGUUCACCAUAAAAAUAAUUUGGUUUCUUCAGAAUUUGGCUUCCGUAGGGUACAUAGUUAUAGGUACCUGAUUUUGCUUGCAUUUGCCAGUAAAACGAAUUAUUUGUUAAUCUACAACUACAAAUUUUUAUUGUUGAGUUUCCCUUUUUCUCUUUGAUUUUUCAUCAAUUGCUACACAUUUUCACAAGGAAAGCUUGUAGCCUUCUCAAUUUGUGGCACUAUCGGAUGAAGCUACCAAAAUCUGUCGACAUCUUUCUUACCUGAAGAAACCUGGUUGUCAUCCAUGUCUUUCAUGUUUGAUCUGAUGUUAAAAUCUCUGUUUAUCUAAUGUUACAAAAAUCUGAAAAUUUGUUACGAGUAGUUGUUUCGGCUAUCAGCUUUACUAUUGCUUAUGCUGCCCAAAAAAUUCUAAUCCUUGGAAGACCCAGAAUACCUGUAGCCAUCGAGCGACCAAUGACGCAUCUUCCCUCUUCAGGUGUCGUAUUUAGUGACUUGUCAGUUCGGUCUACGCUUGAUACAUUCAUACAAUUUGAAAAUGAAUCAAGAAAUGAGCGAUGCAUGUGUCUUGAAAAGUAAUCAUGAAAACUUUUGAUAUAGCCUGUUCUUCUCAUCAGUCUUUCAAAACCCUGCUCGAUAAAUAUUUUCAGUUUUAGUAAUUUAACAAACUUUGGGAAACAACUUUUAGGUUAUUUAAAAGGCAGGAUCCAUCAGCUUUUUUCUAUUUUGUAUGUAUUUCUCGUCAUGCCAUUUUCAUAGGUCGGAAAAAUGCAACGUCUAAUGUUGUGUGAGAUAGGGUAGUUUAGCCGGUUUCCGUCCAAUUAGUGGAGUUGCCAGGUUAUACAUUUAAAAAAAAUAUGUUCCACUGGGUCACAUCUAACAAACUAUAUUUUAAUUAAACGCUAUUAUAGUCUAUUUUAUGUUUACACCAAGAGACAAUUAAUUAUAAUCUUCGUUUUUUUUAUAAAAAAUAUUUUAUUGAAAAGUACCAAUUUCAUCAGUUUUCGUCCAAAAAUAUUAGUUUUCGACAUAGGUUACUUUUCGUCCGCUGUUUAUAAAGAGGAUUAUAAUGCAAUAAAUUAAAAAUCAGUGUUA